CACCGCCUCCGUCCUGUUCCGUCCGUCCCGUCACAUCACCGUGCUCCGCAGAGCGCACGGUGUGCGUUGUUCCGUGCGCGUCGCGUCGCGUUGCACGCAGCGCGUCCGCUCAGCUGUUGUCUCGGCCCCGGAGAAUAAGUGAAGUGACAGUAGUACAUAUCCGCGUAUCUCGCGGUGGUGCGCGAUGUGGAAAUCAAUUUCGUGAAGGCGGCGGCGGCGGCGGUGGUCGAGGUGGCCCGCGUUACGAGCGGCAGCGCGUUACAACUGCUGCUGCUGCUGCUGCUGCUGCUGGAAAUCCGCGGCGUCGGGAAAGAUGAACGGGAGUCUGGGGAUAACGCGCGGCCCGGAGCAACAUCCACUGCGGUUCGCGGAUUAUUUCGUCAUAUGCGGCCUCGACAAGGAUCUGGGUCUUGAGCCGGACAGGUAUUUCGGUGACUCAUUGCAAUGCACACCCCUGGAUCGAGCGUACAAAACCAAAGUAUUAGGACAUUAUCCAGACUCGGUACCAUGGAAUCCAUUCGACGAACAUGCUGUCUGCAUGCUUUGUCUGCCAAGCGGUUUGCGAUUUCGUACGCAAAAGCACUCGGUGGAGCCGACCUUCCAUUCCUUCGUCCUCACGAAAGAAGACGGCCACAGGACGUACGGAUUCAGUCUCGUUUUCUACGAGGAGUGCCGCAAUCGCAAAAUAUGUGCCGCUAUGCAAACGUUACAAGCGAUGCACAUUACAGAGCUUAGCAGUGGUCAAAACGGCACGCCUCCUACUGCGAGGAAGGGUCAGGAUGGACAUAACACGAGAUCGCUGCCACGUCAUUUUAAAUUAUCAGCCCAUUCACCCGGUGCUGCGUUAGGAUACUAUGACUCUACCAAAGACAAAUUGCUAGUGACCAAAUCAAUAUCCUUGCUAUGCCAACAACCUUACCUCCAUGCGGCAAAGACGUUCCUCACUAAUCUCUAUAAGUGUGUUCCUAGACAUCCCGGACCUGGUCUUAGUUUAGAAUCUUACGUGUAUAAUCUUCUGUAUAAUGUACCGAUACCGUUACCUGGCAAAUCGUUGAAGUUUUUUGUACCUAAUGACGAACCAGCGAAAUCGCCGCUGGAACUAGUUAUUCAUCAACCAUCUCCAUCAUUAGAAUUACCGAUGUUGGACUAUCCUCUCAAGGACGUAUUUACGUGGCUGGGUGCAGACUGCCUAAUCCAGUUGUUCACAUGCGUGCUAUUAGAGAACCAAGUUCUCUUGAGAAGCGCUGAUUUUCACAAGCUGAUGGUGGUAUCGGAGUGCAUAACGGCGCUCUUGUUUCCUUUCUCAUGGCAACACGUUUACGUACCGAUAUUACCCGCCAGUCUGCAUCACUUCCUAGAUGCACCUGUGCCCUUUAUAAUGGGUCUACAUGCGCACAGUGAGGGUGGCGUAUUAAAAAUCGCUAGCGAAGCAAACCUUUGUUAUGUAGAUAUAGAUAAGCAAAGUAGCCAAUUUCCGGAAGAAUUACCCGUAUUUCCUCAUAAAAUGCAAUUUAUUACUGAGAUCAGAGCGCUUCUAAACAAGUACAAAAUACCACAUUCAGGAAAGACUGAUAACAUGGUCAUUAAUUAUUACAAUGGUGACAUCAUGACCAGCAGUUUGACGCUUCCCGGUUCUGGUUUUCAUCUUCCUCGCAGAAAACAUUCUUUGCACGAUGUGCUGGAUUGGGAUCGGCCAGAAUCAGGGCCACAAUCGGACAAUUUGCAAAGAAUAGUGGAUAUUGUUAAGACAACAAUGAACGUUGAUGAUGUUGACCCUAUAGAGGAUACCACAGAAAAAAUACUCACGCCGCAGGAAGAAUAUCAAGGGACUCUUAUCUUUAAUAGUGCUAUUAGAGAGAUCUUUUUAAACCGUUUUGUACAAAUGUUUUCUAGUUAUGAACAUUUUGUUAUUCAACCGAGUCAGGACAAGGAUGAAUGGAUAAAUAAUAGGGAUAGUAUGCAUGUUUUCGAUAAGGCCACGUUUUUAUCUGAUCAACCGACUCAGCAUCUGCCGUUUUUGUCGAGAUUCUUAGAAACGCAGAUGUUUGCUUCUCUUGUUGACAGCAAAGUGAUGUCAACGUGGAGUGAACUUGACUGUAACAUUAAAGUUUUUGACCAAAGAAUCUCCGCUCUGAAGAAGAAAGUCGGAGAGAGCAUCAUACGAUCAAUGCGAUAUGAGCCUUGCACGAAUAUCGCAGAUACGCAACAAAUACUCGAACAGAGAUUAAUUAACAUAGAUUUCGAAACUAAUCCGCCUACAGAGAUUCUUCCUCAUAGAGCUGCGUAUUUUCGGAGUUUUCCAUUGUUGGAUAACGUUGCAUUGAAUAAAGAACCUGCUCAAAGUAUACUUCGCAGUAGAAGAGGGCAGACACAAUGGAAAUAUAAGAUGAAAUCCAUGGAUACCAAUGGAAAACCUGCAACAUCUCAAGAAUCUCAAUCACCUCGACCUCAAACUAAACUCUCGGCGGAUAUGAGUCCCGCUUUGAUAGCACAAGCAAAUUGGACAUUCGUAGAAAAAUUGCUCAAGGAUUGUAAAUCCAAGACAAAGAGAAUGUUAGUGGAGAAGAUGGGAUCGGAAGCUGUCGCGCUUGGUCAUGGCGGCGAGUCUCUGUCUGAUGUUGAAGAGAACACUCUAGUCGCUAGUCUCUGUGAUCUGUUGGAACGAGUGUGGAGUCAUGGGCUUCAAAACAAGCAGGGCAAGAGCGCUCUCUGGUCGCACUUGACCAUGUACCAGGAAUCAGAAGAAUGCAAUGACACGACUAAGUCUAUAGAUCCCAACUUUCUUUCCCCUGCUAAGAAAUCUCCGAAUAAAUUUUUCGGGAUACGAGAUCGUUUGGCUUCAUCUUUGAGAGGCAAAAGUAUUAUUGAAAUUGCUUAUUACAUCAAGGACAAUUUUAAUGAUUUAUCGAAUUUACAAUUGGAAACGGAUGUUUCACCUACAAGAGGUACGGAUAAACACAAAUCUUCUGGUGAGAGAAAAACUGGUCCUGAACACUUGAGGCCUCUCCCAGAUUCUUUAAUUUUUGACAUCCGCAACGUUCAAGCGAUGACCGAUAUCAAAACACAUAUUGGAUACGCAAGAGCGUGGGUGCGAUUAGCACUCGAGAAGAAAUUGCUAUCGCGUCAUUUGAAGACGUUACUAUCGAAUACUGCUCUAUUGAGGAGCCAGUAUAAACGAUCAGCGUUCUUACGCUGUGAGGAAGAGAAAGAGCAAUUUUUGUAUCACCUUUUGACACUGAACGCUGUUGACUAUUUUUGUUUCACAAAUAACUACCCAAUGACGAAACUACCUUAUCGAGUUGUGAUAUUCCCCAGUCGAAAGGCAAGCGCUGCCACAACUUCAGCUAAUAGUUGGAUUGCUAUUUCUGGUACACUUUGCGAAACUAAUCCUGUACCUAUUCCAAAGGGGGCACUUGAAUUUGUAUUUCAUCAUAAAAAUUUAGGCGUGUUGUCUACGUUACGGAUUGGACAUGACAAUACUGGAUUAUCACCAAAAUGGAUGGUGGAACACGUUGUAGUAAGAAACGAAGUAACUGGACACAUGUUUAAGUUUCCCUGUGGUCGUUGGCUUGGUAGAGGAAUAGAUGACGGGUCUACCGAACGUUUAUUAGUAGGUGCUUUAGUACCUCGAAGUAUUGACAGCGAAGAGUUGGUAGAAUCAUGUUCCACACCUCCAAGAUGCAGAUCUCCGAGUAUACCUAGACGUCCUAUAUUGUCACAAGUUGAACUGCAACACAUGCUUGGCGAAGCUGUAAACGCCAUAGUCAAAUAUCAUUACAGAAGAGAAUGUCAAGAUGGUUCCUUGACAGCAUUGUUAUGCGGAGAAGGCGGUCUCGUGCCGUCUUUGGAACAAAUAUUUUUAUUUGGCUUUAAAAAUCAGAGAAUAUUUGGAAGAAACUUCUAUGUGUGGGACUAUCUCUUACGCGUAAAAGAAAAUUUCGAGAUUUCUCUGCUAGAGGAAAUGGACGAGUAUUCUCAAAGACUCAAUCGAGAUAGAAGAGUAUAUUCAGAAAGCAGCCAAAGAUUCACGAUCUUGAGAUGUUAUUGUCACCUCAUCGAUCAAAUCAAUAUGUUUAGUCAAACUUUGGGGAAAGAUGGAAAAUUUCAGUUAUUUAUUUGUUUAGCAGUGAGAGAGCAACUUCUUCAUCCUAUGCUGCGGCCAAUGAGCGAUGCGCGUUCUACAGCGGAUAUGUACGAAGAGAAUUCGUUUUUGAGAAAUCCCACGUUAUUAACUUUUCUUAUUCAUAUUCUUGAGCCGUUGAGCGAGUUUCAUAUUGUUCUCGAGAAAAGCCUGACUCACGGAAUUUCAAGUAUAUGUUAGUAUUUGCCAAAACAUGUCGAUAUACACUAAUUUGUUGCAAAUAUUCCAUGUUCUUUUAAUAAGUGACAAAUCGUGAUAUUUCUCUUAAAAAUGGUACGUCUGGCUUUUCAACAUUAUCAGUAAAAAUUGAUUUAUUUUGUUUUCAAUUAUUGACGAAAUUAAAACAAUCAAGCCUUGUGUGUAUAUAGUACUAUCAUAUAUCACUUGACAAAAGAAUUAAACAAUAACAAAUAAAUUCGAUUGUUAUUACGUGGGAUAAUAAAAAGCUUGGAAAAUUUCACUAUUAAGAGAGAGAUUAGAUGGAUUUAAUAUUAAAACUGAAGACUGUUAUGGGGUAUGGCUGUAGAAUAUGCUUUUACAAAUAACAAACUAGCGACAAGAGAUUAAUGCGAGAUUUAUUAGAUAUAACAUUGAAUAAGGAGAACAUAAAUCUCGUUCUGUUUCAGAAGCUUACGAUAUUAUCACCGGUGAUAAGAAAUUAAUGUAUAAUCAGAAUGUAUUUGGCCCCAUCUUGCCAUAGUUAUUAGCACAUGAUAAAGGUGAUGUUCGUUGAAAUAUUGAUACUAAUGAUAAAUUGUGUACCAAAGAUGUGAUCCUAUUCAAUCAAUAUUAUUUUACAUUAUCAUUACUGUUAGAUGUUAAGUUUCUUUAUUAUUAUAUGUGGUUAUAUAUUUUUAAUGCAUGCAAAAUACUUUUAAAAUAAUUUUUAUAAGUACAUCCGAAUUAACAAUGAUUUUUUUACUCCGCGUGAAGAUAGUUUCCUAAUAUGUUCGAAAAAUUGUCAAAAUAUUCACACAUAACUUGAUGAGUCUCGGAUUUUAGAUAGAAAAAAAGAAUAUUUUUUUUAAUGGCUGUGCUCGAAUAUAACUUAUAUCGAACGUGAACACUAACAUGACAUUUUUAUGUUACAUUGUAUAAUUAUUGCAGCAAACUUUAAGAUAUAUAUGUUCCAAGAAUUAUACGUACGGAAAGUUUUGUAAUUUUAUUAAAAUAACCGUUUUUGCCCUCUGGAUGCUUGGUAAAGCAUUUAUACUUGAAAUAAUUAUUAAUUAAUUAAUAUAUAUAAUAAUAUAAACAAUUUAAAUUAAAUUUAUAUUAAAUAAUAUAAAUAAUUUAAAUUAAAAUUAUAUAUUUUCUAAUAUAAAUAUUUUAAAAAUAAUUAAUUAUUUAUAUGCAAUAAAUUUAUAUAUUUUAAUUAUAACAGCAGUACAAGAGGGUAAGAACUGUCACUGAAUUGUAUUGUAUAUGGACCAAAUGACGUAAUCAUCUUUAGGUUGAUGUAUUUUUGUUAAUUUUUGUUAAAACUAAAGUAUAAUUUAAUAUCUGUUUAUUUUUUCUAUAUUCUUUAGUCUCACAUUCAUAAAACAAGAAACAUGGAUGGGCAAAACUUUCUGAUCGAUCAAAUAUUGCCUCAAAAUCGGAAGGUAUCGAUAUUGUUAUAAAUUUGAUAUACUCAACUAGUUUUUGUAAGCACACACAAAAUCGAGUAAGAUAAUAUUGUACACUGUAAAAAAUAAUUCCUAAAGUACAAUCGAGUGUCUGAUUCAGAAUUUUAUUGGAUAAUUAAGAACUAAGAAUCGCGUUUAAUAUCUUUCUCAACAUUUAAUUCCAUGAUGUUAAGUGCAUUGUGUGACAAAUUUCUCAUUAUUAUAACCAAAUAUGAUAUUAUGAUCAACAUAUGUGUAUCCGAAAUUUUAAUAUUUACAUAUAUUCGUUAAAUAUAUUUUGUUUGAAAGUCCUUGACGAUUUAACAUGAUAUGUGAGAAUUACAUUUAGAUUCAGUCCAUUCAGAGGUUCAACCUGAGAUAGAUUAUUGAGAUUAUGAUGGAAAAACAUUUGCUUAAUAGAUAAAGCAUUUGGAAAAAUCUGAAGAACUUGAAAAUAUUUGCCAAGCAUGUUACAAACAAUGCGAAACUACGUAAUUAAAAUUACUAGUAACAUGAAUUUCUACGUUGAUCUAAUUAUAUGCUACUAUCAUAUUAAUAUUGAAAUAUGACUUUCGAUAUAGAUUAAUGGAGGCUAUAAAAGAGAUGUAAAUAAAUAAGUAUGGAAUAAAUACCGAGCCACAGAUGGAGAAUUUUAACUUAACAGAGCGAUCACUUUUCAUCGAAUCCAGUAUUCUUUCCAGAGUAUAACAUUGAACAUGUUUCGUAAUUUCGGCGAUUAUUUUGUCAUUAUUAUAUUAACUUAUUUGCAGAUCUUGACGUUCCUGUAGAUUUUUUUCGCCCUCCCCAAGUUAAUUUUCCCCAAGUUAAAAGAUCUUUCUUUCUUCGCGACACAUGGUUGUAAUUGUUAAAUUGGAUAAUGUGACUAAUCAUGAAAAUCGGAUUCCAUUAGCGAUACUCUAUGAAUGUUGUUUUAUCUUAUGUUUCAUGAUCUUUUCUCAAUAUUUGAAGUUGAAACCGUGCAAGAGAUUUGGCAUUGUAGUGAGAAAGAUAAAUAGAAAGAAAUUUUGUUGGCCUUAUUGUACAAUAUACUUUCGACUCUAAUUUGCAAGAAUAUUGUGAGAAAACUAAGUCUGUAAUGUUGAAAUACAGGAUAGAAAAUCCAGGCAUAACAAAUAUACUUUCCAAAAUGUAGAUAUGUUUCUUUCUUUAUCUAACUCUAGAUCUACAUAUUUAUUGUUACAUCGUCAAGGAUCGGUGAUUGUACUUCAUUCAGUUAAUUAGCAAUGCAUUUGUACUACAGUAAUUUAAAAGAUAAGAAUUUUUUUAAAUGUAUAAUUUUACGAAAUUAAUCAUACAAUCAAAUUAUUUCUUUAAUUAAAACUGCAUUGUCCGAGGACUACUCAUUUCUAUUUUGUAUUGUCUUCUAGCGAAGAAGAAAGAAACAUUUCUUCAUUUUGCGAAAAGAUUUUAAGAUUUUACUACGGUUGUUCAAAAAGUAAUGCUUUACAUUUUUUUGUUGAUAACUGUUUAUUUAACAUAAAUAAAAUUCACACUCAGCAAAAGUACAUGUUUCAACUACAUAUGUUAAUUUUCUACAAAUUCUCCAUUCAGUUAUGGUCUUGCUUACUUUUUAAACAACUGUAGUAGAUUUGUGCAUCAUAUUUGUAAAGCAACAAAAACUUACAACGUUGUUAUAAAAAAAUUUAUGUAGCCAAUAUGUAUUGUGAUUAUUUUAGACUGACGACCAAUAUUCAUAUUACUUUUGUAAGUGUACGUUAUGUUAACAUCUUCGCAGCUGCAUUUUACAUAACCAUGUUGAAGUAAAGCUGCAAUUGUAUAUGAGAUCGAAUAAUUUCAUAGCAAACAUUUUAUACGAAUACUUUUCUAAAUAUACAUAAUGUUCGGGUCAACGGGUGAGAGAAAAUUUAAUAAUUCAAGAUGAUAAAACGAUAAUGAAAACUAAGUUGCAAUGGAUGUUUUGUUUUUUUUUAAUUUUAAAUAUUGAAAUAUAUAAAUAAUAUAACGUGUUUUAGCCUAUUUUUACAUGAGUGUUGAAAUAUUCCAAAUUACAAAAUCAAGAAUAACAAACUUUUGAUAAAGCUUUUUUUUCUAGUCUGAAUAAUUACGUGUUAUUUUUAUAUCAAUAUUUAAAUACGUACAAUUAAAAACAAAGCUUUAAUUGAAAUUUUGUCGUAAUUUCUAUUUUAUUUUAUCAUCUAAAAUCUAGAAUCACUUCUUAAAUUUUCACCAAUCUAUUGCCUAACAUUUUGUAUGUCCUUCGUCAUUGAUAUUACAUUAUGUGCACUUUGUAAAACAUAAUAUAGCCGAUUAGUGCAGUACAAAAUUGUAAAAACAAAGCUAUUUUAACGGCAUCGAUGACGAUAUAUACGGCAGUGAUACUUUCACGUGAGCUCAUUCACUGUGGUGAUUCAAUACUUAUUGCAGCCUAUAAUUUCUAAUAAUUUCUUGUCCUUUACAAGAUUGUUAUCCUAUUGUAUAUAAAUGAAAUUUAUUAUAAAAUUUCCUCAUUACUAUAUAAGAAGUUUUACAAAUUAUUCAUUAUGUGAGUUGUAUAUAUACAUAUAUAAAUAUAUACAUUGUAAGGUAUAUUAUGUACAGUAGAAAUAAAUCACUAUCAUAAAAAU
Messenger RNA from Monomorium pharaonis (pharaoh ant), 8354 nucleotides. RefSeq names its product DENN domain-containing protein 5B (gene pns). The transcript is spliced from 20 exons. Bases 314 to 4321 code for a protein of 1335 amino acids. Gene Ontology annotation, molecular function: guanyl-nucleotide exchange factor activity; small GTPase binding. Lineage: Eukaryota; Metazoa; Arthropoda; Insecta; Hymenoptera; Formicidae. The record is from RefSeq and is a predicted model, not a curated record.